AUGGCUAAAAAAGUAGUCUUUGAACUGGAAAGUCCAAUCAUAUCCUCUAUAAGUGAGCCAAUAACGACGAAAGAGCUUGUCGAUAGGUUGAGGAAUGUCUGCGACCAAUUAUCAGCUUUAGACCAAGAUUUAGUAGAUCUUGACUCUUUGGCGGAGAUCAAAAAGGAUCUUGUAAACCAAAAGUUAAUAAAACAUAACAAUCAAGGAGUUCAAGCUUACGUGAGCUGUUGUUUGGCAGAAAUCUUAAGACUUUAUGCUCCUGAUGCUCCGUAUACUGCUACCCAAUUGACUAACAUAUUCCGUUUAUUUAUCAGUCAAUUCAAGAAACUAUUGGAUGAAGAGAGUCCAUACUACUUGAACUUAUAUAACCUACUCAAGAGGGUUGUGGAGGUAAAGAGCAUUGCUUUAAUGACAGAUUUACCUGCUGCUGAGAAGUUGACCGAUGAAUUGUUCAAAGGAAUAUACGAUAUUUGCAAACAUUCUGCGUUCCCAGAAAAAGUGGACACACUAAUCAGCGACCUUCUCUCAGAAGUUAUUUCUGAAUCUGAUUCUAUCAGUCUACCCGUGUUAAAACUGAUACUUAACAAAUUUAUGGCGAAUAAAACUGUCUCAGAUUCACAACAUAAAAACAUCAGGGUUCCAGGCUUUUCGAUUACUUUGAAUAUCUGCAAAACCAAUACUGAUCGUUUAUCACGACAAGUUACACAAUAUUUUUCGGAAGUAAUUUACGAGGUCACCGCUAAUGAAAAUGGAACAAAUCAAGUAUCUUUAGAUCCGGAUACUCUUGAUCAAUUACGCAAGUUGCACGGAUUAUGUAUCGAAAUAUGGAAAUAUGUGCCAGACUUGCUUCUUUCAGUCAUGGGGGUACUAGAUAACGAAUUGGAUGCUGAUAGUGAACAAAUCAGAGAAUUGGCUACCCUAACUAUCGGGAAAAUUGCAUCUGUUCAACCCUCGGAUGUUAACUUUGUCAAGGUUCACCAAGAUUCAUGGAACAAUUGGAGGAAAAAGAUACUGGAUAUUUCUUCUAGGGUGCGGGCAUCCUGGGUAUCAGCUACGUUUAAUAUCAUAGAAAAUAGAACAGAUAUCAACGAUGAUAUCGUCACAGGAAUUACAAAAGCAUUGUUAGACACAGACCUUCACGUUAGAUUGAACACAGUCAAGGUUUUCAACAAGCUACAACCGGAAACUUUUGUUAGUAAGCUUUUGAGUCGCUCAAUUAUGGAUGUCUUGAUCCAUUUAUUGAGGGAGAAAAACUAUGAGAUACGCAAAGAGUCCAUUUCAUUCGUCAGCAACUUGUACAAUAGAACUUUUAUUGACCUCUAUGCGGCUGACAAAAAACUUGACGAUACAAUUGGAACAAUACCGAGUGCUAUACUUAAUUUAGUGUACAUUAAUUCGACUGAAAUAAAUCAACAUUUGGAUUUGGCACUGUUUGAAAAAAUACUUCCAUUUGAUAACAUAGAUGAAAAUCGUGCCAGAAGAUGUCUGACUGUCUUAAAACAUUUAGAUACAAAGGCAAGAUCUGCGUUCGUUGCUAUUUUGAAAAGACAACGGCAAUUAUCCGAUGUACUGACCCAAUUUGUUGGCCUUUGUGAGGCCUACAACGGAGGCAAUCCUGCAGAUAAAGAAAACAAGGAGACCCUUAUCAAGAAGAUUGACAAGGUGUCCAACUGGAUCAGUUUGUCUAUUCCUCCGGACAUACGCCCUAUCUCCUGUCUAAACCGCUUUGUUGCAGAAAACAGCAAGAGGUACUACAAACUGAUCAAGAUAGCCAUAUCCACCGAAAGCAACUAUGAUACUGUUAGAAAUGCCUUGAAAGAACUAUUCAAUCACCUUUCGUCACCAAGUAAGGAAAAAACUAGUAUGGAUUCUGCUCAGGUCACUCCUGAGCAAAUGGUUAGCACAUUUAAGCUGUUGCUAUAUAGAACAGCCGUAAUAAUUUCUAACCAAAGCAACAUGCAUUCUUUAUUUGAAAUAGCCAACCAGAAUGGUGAACUUGCAAACACUGCACAGGAACUAAUCGAAACAAUAUCAGAAACCUCACCGGCUGUUUUCAAAAGUCAGAUACAUCAGUUCACUAAUAUCCUUCGUUCUAUCUGUUCAGCUAAAAGCUAUCAUAAAGCUACCGAAGAAAGAUCGCUAGUAAAAACUCUAAAAACAAUAUAUCAUUAUGCUAAGCAGUAUCCUCAAGAGAUGAACAUGGAUGAAUCUCUAACCAUUGCUUUACAGUUUAUCUGCGAGAAAGGAACACCGACAGAAUCAAGGUUUGCAGUCAAAAUAUUAGGAUUGCAGGGUGAAAAAUCUAUUUUGAAAAGAAUUCUGGCAACAAUAUACCCACUCGAUGAUACCAGUGAACAUCUUGCUUCACAUCUUUGUGUUAUAAGUGAAAUGUUCCUCUUGGAUGAUUCUCUUUUGGAAAGCGUCGAAAGUGAUCUUACGUCGACUUUGAUAAAAGAUUAUCUUUUGAAAAACAAAAUUAAACAGAAAGAAGACCAUUCUGAAUUUGUGAGUGACGAUGAAUUAGAGACAAAAGAAUUCACUUCUUGUGCCAUCAAGAUAUAUUCUCUGAAAGUAAUUGUCAACCGACUGAGAGCUAGUCAUGACGCUGAAAAUAGCAAGGAACUGGCAGAGCCUGUGCUGAAAUUACUUUUCUUCAUUAUAGGAAAUUCUGGGGAGAUUGUUAAUGAAAAAGAUUCCUCGUAUCCAUCUCCCCAACAUUUCAAAACCAGGCUGCGACUUAUGGCGGGCCUGAGUUUUUUGAAACUGGCCAAAUAUCCAACAUAUAGCAAGAUGAUGAAACCUUCAUUGGUUUACAGAUUAAUCUUCUUGGUUCAAGAUGAAAAUGAAACAAUCAGAGAAGCUUUUCUCAAUGAACUGCAGAAAUAUUUAGCAGAGAACCAUAUUUCUGACAAGUUUCUUCCCUUGGUCUUUUUUACUGCGUAUGAGCCACUCGAUGGGUUAAAGGCCAAAACUUUAACUUGGAUGCGCUCUACGUACAAGCGCUUUUCUAGUGACAAGAGUAAGCCUUUAAUUUUUGAAAAAUCCCUGGUGAGACUAAUUCACAUGAUCGCACACUUUCCUGAAUUUGUCGAUUCGUUGAAGAUACUCCCUAAAGAACCCGAGAAGGCAAGUCUAGUACCGACUUUAAUAUCAGCCUCGGAAUACAUUAUCGAAUUCCUAGAGGUUGUGGCCACAGAAAAGAAUAUCUCAUUACUCUAUUACCUUGCGACACAAGUUAAGAAAUAUCAGGAUGGGCUUUUUAGUGCUGCAGAUUAUGACCUGGACGAAAAUCCGGUCAUUUAUAAUCUGUAUCGAGUAUCUGAAUUAGCGCAAGUCUGCAUAAAGCUAUUAUCACUAUCGAAAAGCUGGAAUGUUCAAACUUGGCCAGGGAAGGUCCAACUCCCAGGUGACAUAUUUUCUUCCAUGAAGAGCAUCAAAGAAGCUCAGGACAUUGUUUCGAUUUCCUUUUUACCCGAUCAGGUUGUUGUGGAAGUAGAGAAUGCGGUAAGAGCAAGGAUUGCCAGAACGAAUUCCAGAAAAGAUGGUUUACGUCGGAACAAAAGGAUAAAGACGGCUGCCUGA
Molecule: messenger RNA, 3582 nt
Organism: Komagataella phaffii GS115
Lineage: Eukaryota; Fungi; Ascomycota; Pichiomycetes; Pichiales; Pichiaceae
Product: Protein required for establishment and maintenance of sister chromatid condensation and cohesion
Exons: 1
Coding region: 1-3582 (1193 amino acids)
Biological process (GO): DNA repair; mitotic sister chromatid cohesion
Cellular component (GO): nucleus; chromatin
Source: RefSeq, a predicted model, not a curated record